Molecule: messenger RNA, 1745 nt
Organism: Sinocyclocheilus grahami
Lineage: Eukaryota; Metazoa; Chordata; Actinopteri; Cypriniformes; Cyprinidae
Gene: aff1
Product: AF4/FMR2 family, member 1
Exons: 15
Coding region: 1-1653 (550 amino acids)
Biological process (GO): regulation of gene expression
Cellular component (GO): super elongation complex; nucleus
Source: RefSeq, a predicted model, not a curated record
AUGCCCAUAAAAGGAGUGGAGACACAUGGAUUCCCGACUCUCACUGAUGAAUCAUCAGACAAAGUUCAGCGGGAAUCUCGAGGUGUUUCCAGCAGCUCCAGUGAUACUGACAGCAGUUCUGAAACAGACAGUGAAAAGAGCAGCAGCCCAGAUGAACCAGCAGCUCCUGAGACAUUACACACACAGCCACAGAAAGAGAGUGACUGGCAGUUAGGACGAUGGUUAGAAAGGAGGGAUCACCAGCAGGACCCUAGGAGCCCAUGUGAUGUCAUCAGGCCAAACUCCCAUGAUUCCUCUGAAAGGACUGGUUCACAGAGUUGCCAUAGUGACCCGACUGAUGGCGGCAAAGCGUCCGAUCACAGACAGACUGUGGGGAGCAAGAACAGGUGUGAGGAUCUGCUGUUAGAAAGCACUGGCGUGGAGAUUUCCCAGCGUGCUGAAAACACAUCCACACACAGAGCGAAACACAAGAGAAAAAAAACGGCACAUCACCCAGAGAAGAAGAGAACGACAACAGACAACAACAUCAGCAAACAAACAGACAGGAAAGAAACGCAUGAGCCGCUGCUGGUGAAGAUAGAGCUGAAUCUGCUCUCCAGAAUCCCUCGGGAGCCCAGAUCAGCUCCACCUCUCGCAGAGGGCAACAGCGCGCCAGGACGCAAGAGAGCGAUGGAGAGGGAUGAAAAGUCUUCAAAGAAGAAACAGAAACUAGACAAAAAGGGAAAACGGUCUUCCUUCUCUCAGCAGAGCCUCCACCAAUCAGAAGCCAUGAGGAACAGCGACACGAUGAUGAAGAAGAAGAAGAAGAGUGUGAAACACAGGUCAGGUGGUCUUCAGGAGCCGCACAAAGUCUCGGGACGCGAGCGUCGCUCAGCCGCGGCUCCUGACGGCCAGCAGAAGAAAGCAGAGACUCAUGGGAAGAAAACCUGCAAGAGCCGCAAGGAGCUCCCGGAGAAACCGUGUCCACGAGCGCUGCUGCCGCCUGAUCGCAGGAAGCUCUCAGUGGAAGAUCAUUUGAAGGAAGCCAAAAAGCUGAAGCACAAAGCAGAUGCUACGCCGGAUAAGAUGGCUAAAGCGCUGUGCUAUCUGGAGGCUGCGCUGUCGUUUGCGGAGAGCGGCGUCACCAUGGAGACGGAGCCACAGACGCCCAAAUCUGCCUACACCAUGUUCUCGGAGACGGUGGACCUGAUCAGGUUUAUUCUCAAGCUGAAGAGCUACACGGAUCCGUCAGCCGCCGCCCACGAGAGAGAUUUCUGCGUCCUGUGCAUGCGAUGCCAGUCUCUGCUGCAGAUGGCCAUGUUCCGCUACAGACGAGAUGCGGCGCACAAAUACUCACGGACGCUCACAGAUCAUUUCAAAAGCUUGUCGUGGUCUGCGUCUCCGUCUGUGUCCAAGAGUGCCGUCUCGUCUCUGGUCAUUCCUCAGCCCAUCCAGCAGGUGGCAGCGGCGUACGUCAGCAUCACGACACUCUUCCUGAGCGCUCACGAGACGUGGGAGCAGGCGGACGAGAUCGCUCUCAGAGGCAGCGGUUUGCUGCGAGAGCUGGAUUCAGCUGUUGGUCCUCUGAGUCUGACGUCCUCCAUGAGUGCAUUAGUGCGAUACACACGCCACGGCCUGCACUGGAUCAGACUCGACACGCAGAACACGCGCUGAUGCUUCACUCAACCAGCAGCAGCUCCAGCGGCCUUCAGAGUGUCACAUGAGAUACACAUACACUCUCACACCCACACGUACACACACACACU